Silurus meridionalis is the source of this 2069-nucleotide messenger RNA. Its product is annotated as ribonuclease inhibitor-like. Gene Ontology annotation, molecular function: protein binding. Lineage: Eukaryota; Metazoa; Chordata; Actinopteri; Siluriformes; Siluridae. The record is from RefSeq and is a predicted model, not a curated record. Bases 1 to 1179 code for a protein of 392 amino acids. The transcript is spliced from 6 exons.
AUGUGGCCCUCACUGGAAAAAGUUUGGGGACCCCUGCUCUACACCCUAGCCAUAGAACUGUUUUUGAACAGGCUAAGAAGUGAACUGAAAGGUUUCUCAUUUCCUGGUUAUGGGACCACUCUCCGUUUGUCAGCAUAUGCUGACGACAUAGUAGUAGUUAUUGACCAACAGACCUACAUCGACACACUGAAUAGACUCUACAGGGACUAUGGCAUAAUUUCCUCGGCCAAGAUUAACUGGGAUAAAAGCGUGGCCCUUCUGGUCGGGCGUUGGUCGUCUAGCAUGCCCGAACUGCCGGGUUUUAAAUAUCUGGGAGUUUACCUGGGGGAAGAGACCUUCAUGCACAAAAACUGGGAAGAGACAGUCUCGAAAAUAAAAGGUCGCUUAGAUAAAUGGAAAUGGCUGUUACCUAAGAUGUCCUACAGAGGACGCAUGCUGAUUAUAAACAACCUGGCAGCAUCCUCCCUUUGGCACAAAGUGUUGGCGUAUUGUGGAGUAUCAGAUGAAGGCUGUUCUGCUCUCGCUUCAGCUCUGAGAUCAAACCCCUCACACCUGCGAGAACUGUAUCUGUCUGGGAAUAAAGUAGGAGACUUAGGAGUGAAGUUUCUCUCUGCUGUACUGGAGAAUCCUCACUGUAAACUGGAGAUACUGCGGUUGGAUGAUUGUGGAGUAUCAGAUGAAGGCUGUGCUGCUCUCGCUUCAGCUCUGAGAUCAAACCCCUCACACCUGAGAGAACUGAAUCUGACUGUGAAUAAAGUAGGAGACUCAGGAGUGAAGUGUCUCUCUGCUGUACUGGAGAAUCCUCACUGUAAACUGGAGAUACUGAGAUUAAAUAAAUGUGGAGUAUCAGAUGAAGGCUGUGCUGCUCUCACUUCAGCUCUGAGAUCAAACCCCUCACACAUGAGAGAACUGAAUCUGACUGGGAAUAAAGUAGGAGACUCAGGAGUGAAGUUUCUCUCUCAUCUGAAGGAUGAUAAAUGUUACAAACUUCAGACACUGAAGUUGGGUGGUUGUGGAGUGUCAGAUGAAGGCUGUGCUGCUCUCGCUUCAGCUCUGAGAUCAAACCCCUCACACCUGAGAGAUCUGGAUCUGUCUUGGAAUAAAGUAGGAGACUCAGGAGUGAAGUGUCUCUCUGCUGUACUGGAGAAUCCUUACUGUAAACUGGAGACACUGAGGUGAAGGGUGAGCGUGGUGUUUAGAGAACGAGAGCAGUAGGCGUGUUGCCAGUUUUUCUGCUUUUUUUUUCCGCAGAUUUCUUGCAAAUUCUUCCUUUAUACAUCUAGGAACAAUCUCGUGUGUGUGUUUGUGGACCAGCAUGCCUGUGCGCGCGUGUGUGUCUGUGUGAGUGUAGAGGAGUGUUAGUGGAAUUUGAUUCAGCUAAACAGCGCUUGCAGGAGAUUGGAGCUCGCCAUGCAAUGUUCUACCCAGCUAAGUUGCGAGUAACCAUUGGGAACACCACCAAGGUUCUGUGCACACCUGCAGCAGUCUUAGAGUUCAUUACUCAGAAGGAGCAGCAUGUACGACGUGCUGCAAAUGACAGUUCUCCUCCACUCAACUCUGUGUCUGAUUCUUAACUGGGGGUGUUGUUUAAACUACACCUUGUGGUGCCCAGAUUAGCGCUGAAUAAGAGACUGUAAGUAAUAAGUGAAGAACACUAAACAGACUGAAAAAUUAUAGUUGUGGCUGAGCGGUGUGGACGAUGUUGGGAUGCUUGUUUUCUUCUGUGUUUGAAAGUAUUCUGUUCGGGAUUUUCUGAACAGAAAGGAUGGUUCUUCGGGACUUGAGUUCCCUUCAUGAGAAGGGAAUAUGCUCCCUUUUCCAUUUUUGCAGAAGAUUGUAUGAAUGGAAGGCUUCAGUUUAUUUUCAGUCGCUUCUUUGUGCCCUCAUUGCAUCAGAAUAUACCGUGUAUAGAGGGUUAAUAGAAAUGUAAGAGUUUCUAAAUUGGAAUGUAAGGGGUUUGCAUGGUAAAGUAAAAAUCCAGAAGGUCUUCGAUUGAAUAAGUAAAAAGCUUGUUGAUUUGGCCCUGUUGCAAGAGACCCAUCUGAAUAACAGGGGGCGCUCUAAUCUUG